AUGCCGACUGACACCUCAACUGAGUCCACGCAGUCUGCCCAGUUGUAUGUUUGUGUGCAGUUGCAGACUGGUGGGCUAAGAUUCAGGCUGCAACGGCUUCUUCUUAACGUGACCACUGGCACUAUCACACAUGUGAUGAGUGUGCAUGCGUAUGGGUAGUGCCUUUCGGUCGAUGUCUGAUUGGCUACCCGGCCUUUGAAGGCUGACGGCCCCGGCUAAAUGUAGAGGUGUGUCUCACCCUUGUGGGCUUUAAGGAUUGUGCGCGUAUGCUAUAUCACGCUUCAGUAUGCGCUGACAUUUCUCUGACACCUGAUUCCCUACCGGUAGAUGUACUUGCGCUCCCGCUAGGUAUACAGGCCGUGUGUGUGCGGUUGCCCAGUGACUUGUGACAUCCUCCGCUUUCUAACCCAUUUUUUUACUGAUUAAAAUCCUGGUCAAGCGUUUUUUGUGGUCGAGGGGAUGUGAUGAUACACCUAGGCGCGGAUCUCCCAGCAUCGCUGGUCGGACGGAGCACCGCUUCGGCACCUCCGAGAUGCGACUCCGUCUGUAACCCCGCAGGAGGACACAAGCUCUCAGCAAGCUAUUGGCUCAGGAGAUGGAAGACCGGCCCACUUCUUCUCCUUCUCACCUAUUCUCCACCCUUCCCCUCUGCCCCUCACCCAUUGCUCUACUCUAUUCUCUUACCUCGCGUUUGAAACUUCUACGGAUCGCCGUAUCAUCACCUCCAAGAAGAAGCUUCGUCUGCAACCCACAGGAGGCUAUAAAGUAAGUGACCACCCAAGUAAGCCGAAUAUUGCUCGGCUGUUUUUGCUUUAUUUCCUUUGUCUGCUGGUUUUUCUGUCUUUGUUGUGGGCUAAAUACCGUUCUGUUAAAUAUUGUUCUGUUGACUUUGUUUGCUCACCGUUUAUAUUUCAAUAACCAGUUAGCUUGGAGAGAGGUGUGGGAAACUCGGCUUCCCGUCUCUCUACCCUUCCCCCAUCACCCCUCCCCUCCCACUCAAAAGUCCUACGAUGAGAACGACAGGUAUAAAGUAGGCGGCCCAGUCUAAAACGAGUCGCUCUCCCACUAAACAAAGUAGCGGCCCAUAGUGUUGUCCAGCAGUCGUUUGAGGUAUCGAAGCUGUCAGUGACAGCACUGCUCACCCCCGUUGGAGGGAAGGGGCUACAAAAUGUGCCGUAAACAAAUGCGGGGAUCACGACCGUGGCUAGCAGGCGCAAAACACACUGUCAAAACAGCCAAACAAGAAGCCAUACUCUCUCUCCACCCCCUCCUCCCCGUCGUUCCGCCCCACAAACUGGUAGAGUGAGUCCGCUUAUACUAGCAGCCUGGAAUGUUCGUUCCCUUUUAGACAAUCCGAGGAGCAACCUAUUGGAAUGGAGUGCGGCGCCGGUGGCUUGGGAACUGGCGGGCUACAAGGUGGACAUCGCUGCACUCAACGAGACCCUGUUCCCUGAGCAAAACCAACUGGAGGAGGUGGGUGCCGGCUACACCAUCUUCCGGACCGGUCAACCCAAAAUAGAGCGUCGGGACGUGGGUCGUCUUUGCCAUCCGGAACGACAUCGUGGGACGACUGCUCUGUCUGCCGGAGGGUUUCUGUGA
Molecule: messenger RNA, 1599 nt
Organism: Spirometra erinaceieuropaei
Lineage: Eukaryota; Metazoa; Platyhelminthes; Cestoda; Diphyllobothriidea; Diphyllobothriidae
Source: the annotation of a GenBank genome assembly